GAAACAACUUCUUGUUAGGCUACCACUCGCAAUAUGGCUGAACAGGACGAAUCCGCCAAACUAUGGAAGGUCAACCGGACAAUACACGAGCUCGUCAAGGAUAGGGGGUAUCAAGUGUCCGACGAGGAGAUACACAUGGACCUUGCAACGUUCCGGAGCCAUUAUGCCAAUAGCGGGGGCAGCGUGGACCGUAACCAGCUAAAUUUCUUCACCAACCAUACGUAUAACCCACAAGAUCAAAUUUUCGUCUUCUUCUCAGAAGAGAAAAGCGUCGGCGUGAAGACCAUGCGCAAGUUACUCGGCAUCCUGGAGGAGAAAUCGAUCCAGCGGGGCAUUAUCAUUUUUCCAGGCAACAUGACGCCCUCAGCUCGGAAAGUCAUUGUUGCUAUGUCGCAACAGUUCAAGCUGGAGGAGUUCUCCGAAUCCGACCUACUCGUGAAUAUCACGCACCAUACGCUAGUACCGCGGCACGAGGUACUCUCUCCGGAAGACAAAAGGAUUUUGCUAGAACGAUACCGGCUGAAGGAAACGCAGCUACCGCGUAUCCAGCUGGCGGAUCCAGUUGCUCGAUACUAUGGCCUCAAGCGAGGACAGGUCGUCAAAAUCACAAGACCAAGUGAAACGGCUGGACGCUAUGCGAGCUAUCGAAUAUGCUUUUAGUUGUUUUCCAUGACUGUGUCUCUCGACCCCUUGACGGUUCAUCGCCUGCACAUCACUGUACUCGGCUAUUAUAAUUUGCACUCAUGUAUUUGCCCUCCUCUUAGUUUUGUAUCCCAUCAACGGUAUUUUUGCGGUCUAGGAGAGGCGCUCCAGCGCGCUAUACAAGUGUAUCGCC
This is a messenger RNA of Gloeophyllum trabeum ATCC 11539, 835 nucleotides long. Its product is annotated as RPB5 subunit of DNA-directed RNA polymerase. Gene Ontology annotation, cellular component: RNA polymerase II, core complex; RNA polymerase I complex; RNA polymerase III complex. The record is from RefSeq and is a predicted model, not a curated record. NCBI's taxonomy places the organism in Eukaryota, Fungi, Basidiomycota, Agaricomycetes, Gloeophyllales, Gloeophyllaceae. Gene Ontology annotation, molecular function: DNA binding; DNA-directed RNA polymerase activity. The transcript is spliced from 6 exons. Bases 34 to 660 code for a protein of 208 amino acids. Gene Ontology annotation, biological process: DNA-templated transcription.